Messenger RNA from Parasteatoda tepidariorum (common house spider), 1110 nucleotides. RefSeq lists its product as uncharacterized. NCBI's taxonomy places the organism in Eukaryota, Metazoa, Arthropoda, Arachnida, Araneae, Theridiidae. The record is from RefSeq and is a predicted model, not a curated record.
AUGACGACUCUAAAUCAGAAGGAAGUUGUAAGUAAGAUUUCUCAUGAAUACUCUACCUCGUGGAGUUUAAAGAAUAUAAAAUCUUUGGGAUCAAAAAGCAUAAAAACUGAUGAAUUCUCUCCCAUACCCGGCUCAACAUUUUAUUUUGAAAUUUUGUAUCAAGAAAAUUCAAGUGUUGAGAAAAUAUCCUAUUUCAAGAUGAUGUUCGUGAAAAAAGCGGGGAUAAAUAUUCCAAAAUCCAUGAGAAUGAAUAUCACCGUAUCUGUAAAUACCUCAUAUAAUGCAAUUUUGAAGACGUAUCAGAAUUUCGAAAUUAGAGUAAACGAAAUGGACGUCGUUACGAUUUCGAGUGAAAUUUUUAAGUACUUUGUUUAUGAUAAAGCUGUUAAAGGUUAUAAGGCAACAGGAGAUCCAUGCUUUGGAAAUCAUUCUGAAUUAUUAAUAAAAAGCAAUUUAGUGUUUUUCGAAAUUCUCGUCUCUCCGAGUGAUUAUUUUCAUGAUAAGCGAUUACUGAAAAACUUAAAAGAAUUUGUGAAUGACUUCGAUUGCAUGUACGAAUCCUGCCUCUUGACUGAUAUCGAAUUUAAAAUAGGAAAUGAAUCAUUUUCCGUCCACAAAUGCAUUUUAGCAGCUCACUCUCCAGUUUUACGUAGAAUGAUAAGUAGUGACUUUUCAGAAUCCAAGACAAAUACCAUUUCCAUUAAUGAUUCAUCACCUGAAAUUUUUAAAUGUUUCCUGAAGUAUUUGUAUUCCGGAAAAAUCGAGGACAAAACUUGGUCAGUCGUGAAGGAACUUUUAAUACUUGCCGAUAAAUAUGAUGUUCGUUCUUUGAGAACAAAAUGUGGCGAAAUUCUUGCCUCUUUCUUAUCCAUUGACAACAUCUAUGAAAUACUCAAGAUCGCGUAUGAAUAUGGAGAUGAAUAUUUGAAAGAAGAAGCUAAUGUUUUUGCAGUUAAACAUAUAUUGGAAAUAGCUCCCAAUGAUGAAUGGAAAGAAUUGACUGACUCAAAUCCUGUUAUUGGAUACAAUGUUAUGAAAAAUUUUGCACCAAAAUUUCCCUCAAUUCCUCAAUUUGGCGGUUUUUCUAUUAUUAAAUGUAAUUCUGAAUAG